Saccostrea echinata is the source of this 945-nucleotide messenger RNA. RefSeq lists its product as uncharacterized. The coding region runs from base 1 to 945 and encodes 314 amino acids. NCBI's taxonomy places the organism in Eukaryota, Metazoa, Mollusca, Bivalvia, Ostreida, Ostreidae. The record is from RefSeq and is a predicted model, not a curated record. The transcript has a single exon.
AUGGAAGUCAUACAGCAAAAUAAGCAGUUAUUUAACUUUUACACGGGCUUGGAUCUUGAUGUUUUCAACUCAUUAUUUACAUAUCUACAACCAAAAGCUUCAUCUAUGCAGUACUUCCAUGGUGAAAGAACAACAUUUGUCCAACCAUUUAAUCUGGAUGGCUACGGUGUGAAGAGAAAGCCUGGUGUCACUAGACAACUCAGUCUGCGAGAGGAAUUCUUCAGUGUAUUGUAUCGUUUACAAACAGGACACUUACUUGAAGAAUACAGUCUUCGUUUUGGUGUGAGCUCCAGUCAGUUCUCCAGAAAUUUCACAACCUGGAUCAACCUCUUAUCUGUGGAACUGGAACUUUUAUGUAAAAAUGCAGAGCCAGAAGAAGAUGUUGGACUUGCAAGUUGCUUCAAACCAUUUUCAAACUUGAGAGUAAUUUUGGACUGUACAGAACUGUUCAGUGAAACACCUUCCAGUGUGGAGUAUUAUAAACAGACUCACAGCAAUUAUAAACACCACUCCACAAUAAAAUUUCUAGUUGGAAUCCAUCCUUCAGGGGCUGUUACGUAUAUCUCAAAAGCUUACCCUGGGAAGUCAUCAGACAAACAGAUCACACAAGAAAGCCUGGACCUUCUGGACUCUCUUAUACCAGGACAAAAAGUCAUGGUGGACAGGGGCUUUACGAUCGAAGAGGAUCUACCUUGUGGUGUUAAAUUAGUAAUUCCUACUUUCAAGGGUGCAAGCAGACAACAAUUUACUGCAAAUGAACUAUCAAAGUCGAAGGUAAUCUCCAGAGCACGGGUUCAUGUAGAACGAUGUAUGCGUAGGAUAAAGUAUUUCAACAUCCUAAGACAAGAACUUAACCUAUCGCAAGUAGAUGUUUAUGAGCAAAUAUUCAAAACCUGUGCCUACCUUGUGAAUUUUCAGAAUCCCUAUUUGAAGUCAGAUGAAUAA